Messenger RNA from Mauremys mutica (yellowpond turtle), 1272 nucleotides. It is a transcript of the gene CDK2AP1, whose product is annotated as cyclin dependent kinase 2 associated protein 1. Gene Ontology annotation, cellular component: cytoplasm; nucleus. The transcript is spliced from 4 exons. NCBI's taxonomy places the organism in Eukaryota, Metazoa, Chordata, Testudines, Geoemydidae. The coding region runs from base 16 to 546 and encodes 176 amino acids. The record is from RefSeq and is a predicted model, not a curated record.
AAAGUUUUUGGAUCCAUGUCUCCUAAUGAUGUAUGGAUGAUAUAUUGCAUUGUGGGUGUCAAUAUAAGUGACGGCCAUAUUUGCCGGUGCUGCUACCGCUGUAAACAACCCAAAGUGUCUGGGAGACACAGAGACGCUCCACUGAAUGUCAGGACAUUUUUAUUUCUUGCAUUUGCCAUGUCUCUAGGAAUGUCUUACAAGCCCAACUUGAACGCCCACCUCCCCGGGACUGCCAUCAACCAGGCUGGAAGUGUUCACUCUCCCUCCACAAGUAUGGCAACCUCUGCACAAUACAGACAGCUUAUAAAUGAUUAUGGACCCCCGUCUCUAGGCUAUACACAAGGGAUGCAGGGUACCAGCAGCAGUCAAGUACCACAAAGCAAAUAUGCAGAACUUCUAGCUAUCAUAGAAGAAUUAGGAAAAGAAAUUAGACCUACAUAUGCUGGAAGUAAAAGUGCCAUGGAGAGGCUAAAACGAGGCAUCAUUCAUGCUAGAGGAUUAGUUCGGGAAUGCUUGGCUGAGACUGAACGGAAUGCAAGAUCCUAGCCUACUAAUUAAGUUACAAGACUUUCCAUCUCUUUAUGAAGAAAAAUGUAAUACUUAUUCCUUUUGAAACAUGCAGAUGAAUCUUUUUAUUUUGAAUGUUUUACCCCUUUUUUUUGCCCUUAUGAAAAUGUACAGUUAAAAAUGAGAAGAUUUUUCAAUUUACUGAGGGUUUGCAUUUUUUUUAGAUGUUAAACUCCCCAAAUUCUUUCUAAAAGGUUAAGACUAAAACUGCAUGCAGAGGAAUGUUUUCUCUCCCACAGACUAUACUUAAGUUCCUUUCUUAUCCAGCCACAGUCUCAUUUUUUUUUAUUUCUUUGACUAUAUUCAUUUAACCCCACAUGGUCAAUCUUUCAACCUUUGACAUAAGCUCUAAGGAUUUUUUUUUAAAUAACUGCACUGGUAGCAUGUUUUACCUAGUAGUCGGCUAUACUCACACAGUUUGCCACACAGCAUAGACCCUGCUUAGAAAUAGCCCUUUUUUUGCAUAAGCAUUUGCAUGAUUGUUAGUGCUUUGGAGUCCAUUUAAAGUGCAUGAGUUAUAAAUACAGAAGAUAGAGCAACCUAACAAACAAUAACAAGGUCCCAGAAAACUAAUUUUCACCCUAAGGCUGAAGAUUUCAAUUGUAAGUUUGCCAAAAAAACAAAAUUCUGGAUAAAUUACUAAAACUGUUAUUUGCAUCUUUGUAUGUAUUUAUUACUUGAUGUAAUAAAGCUUAUUUUCAUUAA